This is a messenger RNA of Brachypodium distachyon (stiff brome), 3766 nucleotides long. RefSeq lists its product as uncharacterized. NCBI's taxonomy places the organism in Eukaryota, Viridiplantae, Streptophyta, Magnoliopsida, Poales, Poaceae. The record is from RefSeq and is a predicted model, not a curated record. The coding region runs from base 301 to 3636 and encodes 1111 amino acids. The transcript has 4 exons.
CUUCCCCUCUCGGCCUCUUUCUUUCCGUUCCCCCACAACCCUUUUUCUUCUCCCAUGGACAAUUUCACAAAUUACUCCAACGGUUUCGACCACAAGGAUUUGAAUCUCGCUUCUUCUUCUUCUUCUUCUUCUUCUUCCGCUAGUUUAUUCUCCUCCUUGGUGUGAAACAAGAAGAAGGCGGCGCGGGGCAGUGGUGGGUUGCCUAUUUGGUGCCCCUUUUGUCUUGUCGCCCGCUCACUGUUUCCCCUCAAUUCUCGUGCGCAAAGGUGCGGCGGGGGAUUGGUCGAUUCGGUUGGAUCGAUGGUGGGCGCUGGCGGGAGGGUGGUGCUGCGGCGGGGGAAGCCGGCGGAGGAGGAGGAGGACGACGAGUAUGUCGUAGAUGCGGACGAAGAGGAAGAAGUAGAGGAGGAGGAGUACGUCGCGGCCGCAUGCUCCGACGAGGACGCCGCGGAGGAAGACGGCGGCGACGACGAAUCUGACGCCGAUUUCGACGCGGACGAGGAGUCGGAGGACGAGGAGUUCGAGAUCGAGGCGCCGCGCCCGAAGAAGCGCCCGCCCAGGGCUCGCGUGCGGCGGGGGCGGCGCCGCGCGGUGAAGCCGGCGGAGGGUGAGGAUUCCGAUGAUGCGGAUUUCGAUGUGGAGGACGAGGGUUUCGAGAUCGACACGCCGCGGCCCAAGCGCGCUCGCUCGCGAGGCAGGAAGGCGAAGGCGGAGAACGAUUCUGAUGCGGAUUUCGUGGAGGAGGAAGAGUUGGAGGUCGAGACCCCACGGCCCAAGCGUCCGGCCAGCAAGGUUCGCUCCUCCCGAGGCAGGAACUGGAAGCAGGAUGACGAGUCUGAUGCGGAUUUCGAUGGGGAAGAGGAGGAGGAGGAGGAAAUGGAGGAAGAUCAGGAAGGGGACGAGGAUUUUGCGGCCGAGGCGCCACAGCCGAAACGCCCAGCCAACGGGCUUCGCUCCCGAGGCAGGAACCUGAAGGAUUCUGAUGCGGAUUUCGAUGGGCAAGAGGAGGAGGAUUUUGCGGUCGAGGCGCCACAGCUGAGACGCCCGGCCAACGGGCUUCGCUCGCGAGGCAGGAACCGGAAGCAGGAUGACGAUUCUGAUGCGGAUUUCGAUGGGCAAGAGGAGGAUUUUGCGGUCAAGGCGCCACAGCCUAGACGCCCGGCCAACGGGCUUCGCUCCCGAGGCAGGAACCGGAAGCAAGAUUACAAGUCUGAUGCGGAUCUCAACGGGGAGGAGGAGGAGGAGGAGGAGGAGGAGCAAAUGGAGGAUCAGGCAGGGGAUGAGGAUUUUGAGAUCGAGGCGCCACAGCCGGAACAGAAGCAGGACAACGAUUCUGAUGUGGAUCUCAGUGGGGAGGAGGAGGAGGAUCAGGAAGGGGAUGAGGAUUUUGAGGUCGAGGCGCCACAGCCAAAGUGCCCGGCCCACAAGGUUCGCUCCCGAGGCCAGAAGCAGGACAGCGAUUCUGAUGUGGAUCUUAAUGGGGAGGAGGAGGAGGUUGACGAAGAGGAGGAGGAUUUUGAGAUCGAGAUGCUACAGCCAGAGCGCCCGGAGAAGGUUCGUGGCCAGGUCAGGAACAGGAAACCAGCAGGAUCUCGCCGGCGGAGGCAUGAGGACGACGAUGACUAUGAGGAGGAGAGUGAGGAUGAGGACGAGGACUUUGAUCCGGAGGUGGACGGAGAGGAGGAUGACGAAGAGGAAGAAACUGAAGAAGAAGACGAGGAUUUGGGGGAUUAUGCUCCAAUUCGCGCGACAAAGGUCAAGGCUAAGAACCACUUGGUCCAGCAGAAGCCGGUGGCUGGACGUCAGCAUCGUAAGAGGAGCAGCGGUUCCAGGGUUUCCAAGGGAAAGAGGAGGAAGGGCACGUCAGCGCAUCGGCGGAGGAGGAAGCGAUGGGUGGUUGAUAACUAUGAAGACGAGGAGGAGGAAGAAGAUGAGGAUGAUGAUUUUGUUGUCAAGGAUGAUGUGGAGGAAGAGGAGGAUUACCGGCCAAGGAAGAAGGCCAAGAUUGGGAGGAAGACAAGAGAUGGCUUGACAGAGCCGGUUGCUGUGGGAGAGUCAUGGCCGUCAGUCGAAUCAGACACAUCAGAAUUUGAGUUUGUAACAUCUGAUGAGGAACACUCCGUGAAAGAAGCACCAACAACUGAGCCUGCGAGGAUCAAGAGGAAGAAGGGGAGGAGAAAGAGGGGUUCCAGGUCAGACUCGUCCUCGGAUUCUGAUUAUGUAAUAUCAGAGGAGGAACUGAAAGAUUUGGGGUUGCCUAGGCCUCUAGAGACGGUACCUCAGCUGCCUCCACACCCAACACGACGGACUGUUGUUCCAAGGGGGAUUGAUGGCAAGGGGAAAGAGCCAGAGGAGACUUUGAAACAGAUAUGCGGGAUCUGCCUCUCAGAGGAACAGAGAGCUACAAUACAGGGUGUGCUUAAUUGCUGCUCACACUACUUCUGCUUUGCUUGCAUCAUGGAGUGGUCAAAGGUGGAGUCGAGGUGCCCAUUGUGUAAACGGCGAUUCAACACAAUUACGAAGUCAUCAGUGCCAGAUCUAGGAUUGGGGUCAAGGAAUGUUGCUAUCCGGGUAGAAAAACGCGAUCAGGUAUACCAGCCAACUGAAGAUGAAAUGAGGCGCUGGUUAGAUCCAUAUGAAAAUGUUGUAUGCAUAGAGUGCAAUCAAGGUGGUGAUGACAAUCUCAUGUUGCUAUGCGAUAUAUGUGAUUCCUCUGCACAUACUUUUUGUGUUGGUCUGGGAAGAGAAGUGCCAGAAGGGAACUGGUAUUGCGGUGGGUGUAGAUCCAGUGUGGAGGGGCCUUCUUAUGCACAAACAGAGGAUAGGGUGGUUCACCAUGGAGAAAAUAAUAUGAACACUGCGGACAGUAGUUCUGGAUCAGUUGGCAGAGCUCUAUCAAGCGGAAUAUUCCAGAGACCACCACCGCUAAACAUCCAGCCUUCUCUGCAAGGAUUUGAUCUAAAUCUCUCUCCAAUAGAAACUCCUGACGAAGAUAAGCGAGCUGAGUCACAUAUCUCGGCCGAACCUGUAUCAACUCCUACUGGAAGGCACGCAACUGUCGAUAGGAGACGUGCCUUGAACCGACGUAUUCGUAUACUUCUAUUUAGACCUAGGACUGCAACUAAUCCGUGGCAGAAUGGCGUUCAGCAUGACAGCAUCAUACCAGGAACGGAACAAAAUAACCAGAACACCUGCCCUUCAACAGAAGUGAGCCCAUCGUGUUCCAGUGCUGAUUUUAUGCAGAGUCAGCAGAGUAGCUCGCCUUUUGUUCAGUCUUCAAGUAAUCUUACACACUGCACAUAUGGGGGUGGAAGCAAUUUCCGAGAGAUAGCAAAUGCCAAGGACCAGCUUAUUCCUAUUGUCAAGAGGAGCAUCAAGCACAUCUAUGCUCAGUCCCCAUUGGAUCAAACCUCUUUCAUGAACGUAGCACGGCGAGCAACAAACACUGUCUUAGCAUUGUCUGGGAUUGCGCACAACAGGGAUAGAGUUGUUGCCACUCCUUUCCCAUUUCCUAGCCAUUGUCGCCAUGCCUGUGAUGGCCGAGAGCCUGCAUUUCUCAUGAGAACUGUCUGCUCGUCAUGCUUCAACUCCUUUGUUGGUGAUGUCGUCAGUCACAUCGCAAAUAUGUUUUCCUGAAGUUGUUGACAUUUUAUUAAGCUGGCAUUUCUCUCUCUAUUGUUGCCAUUCUUUCAAUUAUAAACAGUUCAAAAGGUUAUACAAUCACAACUUCGUUACUGAAUAGCUUGAAAUAUAGUGCAUUUAUAAA